UCGUCGUGAAGGAAUCGAUUUGUAAAGCGCCUUACGAGAAUACACAGCUUGCGCUGUACUGAAUAUAAAGCUUGUCGUAAGCCGUAGUGCAUUUUUGGAAGAGACAUAUAUAAAGAAAUAUGGAUCAACAUGUGUGGAUGAAAUUGUUGACCACCCUCACAUGUCUCUUCCUCUCGUCGUCUAAACUCUUUGAAACAGUUCUUUCUCAGGGAGAAUAUGAGGGAUCCGUACGACUCGUAAACGGUGGAACAACAAAUGAGGGUCGGAUUGAGAUCUACCACUCGGGUGAGUGGGGUACUAUAUGUGACGAUGGCUGGGAUUUGAAUGAUGGCGCGGUCGCUUGCCGACAACUGGGUUACUCUGGAGUCGACCAGGUUUACAGCUAUUCCUAUUUUGGAGAAGGGUAUGGAAGUAUCUGGCUGGAUGACGUACAGUGCAGUGGCACGGAGGCCCUACUGACUCAAUGCUCAAACACUGGAUGGGGAAUACACAACUGUGGUCAUUCAGAGGAUGCCGGAGUUAUGUGCUCACUUAAUGAUGCCGAAUCAGAGGGAUCCAUAAGACUCGUAAACGGUGAAACAGCAAAUGAGGGUCGGAUUGAGAUCUACCACUCGGGGGAGUGGGGUACUAUAUGUGAUGAUGGCUGGGAUUUGAAUGAUGGCGCGGUCGCUUGCCGACAACUGGGUUACGCUGGAGUCGACCAGGUGUAUGGUGCAUCUGAAUUUGGACAAGGGUACGGCAGAAUCUGGCUUGAUGACAUUCAGUGUUACGGAGGAGAGCUGACAUUGCCAGAAUGUUCAAAUGGCGGCUGGGGAAUCACAAACUGUGGUCAUUCAGAUGAUGCCGGAGUUACGUGCGCACUUCAUGCCGCUGAAGGGACAGUGCGUUUGGUGAACGGUCCUUCCACUUCUGAAGGACGCUUGGAGGUUUACCACAACGGCCAAUGGGGGACCGUAUGCGACGACGACUGGGACCACGAGAACAGCCAGGUGGUCUGUCGACAACUGGGGUUCGGCGGCCACGGGUUCUUCACCACCGGGCUCAUGGGUUACGAAGAGGCUGUAGGACCAAUCUGGCUGGACAAUGUCGAGUGUUACGGGAAUGAGGAGCGGCUGGUCUACUGUAUAUAUCAAGAAUGGGGAUCAAACAACUGCGAUCAUACAGAAGAUGUUGGAAUACAGUGCACGCCUAAUCAUGGUAACGGCCUCUCAGGUUGGGAAAUAGCUGGAAUCGUCAUUGGAUCAUUAGUGGGAUUGUUCUUUUUCUAUCAGUGCUGCCUGAAGAAAAACACCUCAAAACCUCCCUCACCAGAACCCGGUGCAAAUACGGAAAACCCUUCAGGUGAUGUAGCUGGAGAAGGAACAGAGGACUUUGGUGACGUACCAAGAGAGAGUAUAAGAGAAUUAGCCCUGACCCACAUAGGUGAUCCAAACUCGAGCCUACCGGACGUUCCACCACCAGCGUAUGAAGACAUCGGGAAGUUCACGUCCUUCAAUAUGCCGGGAUCGGGAGGGUUCUAUUCGCCACCAACGUCUGCGGCAUUCCACCUACCUCCAAGCCAACCUUAUCCACCGUCCACCGCGCCCUAUCCCCCUGUAUCCUACGUAGCGUACCCACCACCACCACCACCACCACCACCACCACCACCACUACCAUCAUCAACCGCAUGUGUUUCCGCUGUUGCGUACCCGUACCAUUCGGGUGGUUCAAGGAUACCAUCUGCACCGCCUGGAUUACCUCCAGCAAGCUAAAACACUAAAUCUAUUUUUAUAAAUGUAUCUUAUAACGGGAUUUUAUACUCAAGAUCAAUGCUCCUCCUCGAUAAAGACUUCCACAUAUGUUUUUAGGAGACGUCCGUUCAUCAGUAGUGCGAAUCAAGCCGUUUAGGGGUGCCGAUCGAAUUCAUGUUGUCCGCGGGGAGAGAGGGAGAGAGAGAGAG
Strongylocentrotus purpuratus (purple sea urchin) is the source of this 1939-nucleotide messenger RNA. RefSeq names its product neurotrypsin. Lineage: Eukaryota; Metazoa; Echinodermata; Echinoidea; Camarodonta; Strongylocentrotidae. Gene Ontology annotation, cellular component: membrane. The transcript has 5 exons. The record is from RefSeq and is a predicted model, not a curated record. Bases 120 to 1751 code for a protein of 543 amino acids.